Molecule: messenger RNA, 1078 nt
Organism: Styela clava
Lineage: Eukaryota; Metazoa; Chordata; Ascidiacea; Stolidobranchia; Styelidae
Source: RefSeq, a predicted model, not a curated record
UUUGCGAAACUUAUAUCAAAAUUAAAUACCACUCAAAAUCUGUGUUGAUAAUUAUUUAUUUUCUCGAACUUGGAUAUGCAGAACUAAUCCAAAGAGACCAGGGGAUUAUAAAGAAGCGUUUAAUGUAAAUUAUACCAACAAUGGGAAAUGGCCUGAUGAGCACGUACCAAUGUUUUCUUAUAAAAUGAAGAAAUUUUGUGAGCUAUGUCGGAAAUUAUCUCGAAGAAUUAUUGAAGUUUUAACUAAAGGAAUGAAAAUAAAAGACUCUGACUAUCUGAUGAAAUGUCAUUCUAGGAUGAAUGGAAAAGAUAAUUUCACGACAUUAAGAUCUCUUCAUUAUCCUCCUAUUCCUAAUGAUGUUGCACUGAAGCCUGGACAAUUACGACUCGGUGAACAUUGUGAUUAUGGAUCAUUCACACUAAUAUUUCAAGAUAACGUAGGAGGUUUACAGGUUGAAAGUUAUGAUGGAAAGUUUAUGGAAGCUGUACCGAUUCCGGACACAGUUCUUGUUAAUAUCGGAGAUAUUUUGCAAUUCUGGACAGACGGAAGGCUCAAAUCAACUAAACACAGAGUGAUGAUUCCGGACAUUCAAUCAGCCAGGAAUGUCGACAGAAAAUCUCUUGCGUAUUUUGUUCAUCCAGAUCAUGAAGUUGUUUUAUCGGGAAUUGAAUAUGGAGCUUCGUGUCUGGAUCAUCAUAAAAGAAUUGAGCCUGAAUAUAAAGAAUCUGUUACAGCAUUUGAACAUGUUAAUAAUAGGUUUCAAAGCAGUUACAGUAAUUGAGAAUCUUUUAUCAUUUGCACAAAUUAAGCAUUAUGCGCGAAAUUGAUUUCUCUUGUGGCUGCUAAGCAAAUUAUACUGCUGCCUCCAAAAUAGCUUCUCAAUAUCAAUAUUUACUGUGUAACAUGUCUGCCAUUUCGGAUCCUUUUUACGAUAUGUGGGAAAAUUGUAACUAAUCUAGAACUUUUGAGCAAUUCUAUCGCAUUUAGGUAUGAAGGUUCAUACAUAGAUUACAGCGGAGUUUAGAUUCAAUCAUCAUCUCGAUUAGUUGUGUUGUGUGCUGUUGUAGUGAUGUUCUAA